Anopheles coustani is the source of this 2628-nucleotide messenger RNA. RefSeq names its product trithorax group protein osa-like. Lineage: Eukaryota; Metazoa; Arthropoda; Insecta; Diptera; Culicidae. The coding region runs from base 1 to 2628 and encodes 875 amino acids. The record is from RefSeq and is a predicted model, not a curated record. The transcript has 4 exons.
AUGGGUGUGGUUGUGGAGUGCCGUCCGAAGCGGGACGUUGUACGUUCGCUUCCGUUCGGACUGCGGGUGUUGGGGCGAAGGGCAGAGUUCCAGCGGAGCGUGGCAAGCACGCCAAACCAGUUUUUGGAGAUGCUGGCCGAAGACGAGGUCGAAGACGUCGCCGAGCUGCCGUGCGGUGUAAAUGGUCAUCAUUACGAUUCGGACGAGCACGAUGACGACCACCAUCACCGCCAUGGGCCGCAUCAGCACGGCUACGGCCGCCAGGGUGUAGCGAUUGGAGCCGGUUUCGGAUACAACCCAUACUACGGCAUGCCACAGCAGUAUGGGUACGGUGGUCAGCCCGGAAAUUUGUUUGACGUGGUGACGAAAAACACGGCCGCAGUUUUCGAUAACGUGAACAAACAGAUCGGACAAACGUUCAAUGCAGUCUCGCGACCGUUGGGUAUCGGAUUCGGGUUCCUUCCGGGGAUGGUGAGCAUUGGUGGUUCCUACGGAGGUGGCUAUGGACAGUACGAUCCACAGCAAGGUCCUGGGUUUAACCAACAUGGGCAGCAUCCGUUCCCGUAUCCUGGAGCAGGAAUACCCGGGCAAGGUCCACCGUUUGGCCAUGGAGUGCAGGAUAGACCAUCGCAUCACGGAAGACCUCACGGAAAUCGCCCAGGACAGGGAUUCCAACCGCAGAAUCCUUCCCUUCCUGGAGUACCUCCUCUAAGUCCAACGAGUCCUACCGUACAACCUGGUGGUCCCAACGAAUGGACCUCUCCUCCGAAAGUGCCAGAUAGUCCCCCACCAGUUCCGGUUACACCUGCUCCACCGGCCGUUCCAAGUGUUCCCCCACCAGUUCCUCCUGCACCGGUCCCACCACCAGCGGUUCCACCGGUACCGGCUCCACCACCAGUACCAGAAAACCCACCCCGAGUCAAUACGCCACCUCCACCACCAGUUCCAGUAAAUCCACCACCAGUAAAUCCUCCUCCUCCACCGCCACCACCAACAUCGGACAAUAACAGUUGGAGUCCCGACAAUCUGCCACCAGUGGCACCACCACCAGCCGCCCCGAAAGGAGGAGACAACGUUGAAGAUGAAGAUGACGCCGUGUACGAUAUCGACAUCCGCCUCGGUGGUGACGAUAAGGUGAAACGAACAAAGCGACAGUUCUUUCCGAACCUCUUCAAUCAGAUUGGAGGUCUAGUGAAUACAGCCGUCAACUCGGCCGGUAAUUUGGCGCAGGGAACUUUUAACCCUGGUCAACCAGCUCCCGGUGGUUUUCCGAACUUCUUCGGACAGCCACAACGACCACAACGUCCACCUCAACAACCAGCACAGCCUGCGCAACCUGCCCCCAACACACCAUCGCCACCACCACCACCACCACCGCCACCACAACAGCAGGGAAGUAAGUCUCCCGAGUUAAACCUUCAGACGCUUGGUGAAGAUGGCAUGGUUUGGACUUACGAAUCCCUCGGGGUGAAGCCUCCUGCACGGGUGCGUCGUGACGUCGACGCCAUCUACUUCCCCGACGACGAGGAUGAUGAUCGUUUCACUAGCCACAAACAGCCACCCACACACAAACCCGCACCCGUACACCUGGCGGGAGUCUCUGGCUCGCAGGCGGGAGCACAAAGUCAGUCGCAGAACGUUGCGAAUGGAUUCCAACAGAGCAGUGGAUCGCAAAGUCAGACGCAAACCGUUCAGAACCAGCACGGUGUGUUCAAUCAGAAUGCGGCUGGGAGCACGUCGGGUAACGUGGCCGUCGAUGGUUCGUCCGGGCAGCUGAGUGCGGCCAACACGCAGCAGCAAAACUUCCAGACGGCGACCGGUUCCGGCAGCCAAAACCAGGCGAACAGCCAGUCGGCCAACUUCGAUAAGAACACGGGCAACCUGCAGCUGUCCAACUCGAACGCCAACACGAUGUCGAUCCGGGAAAAGGACAAGUACAAGGAGCAGGCGAACGCCGGAUCAUCCUCGGUGAACCAGAACCAGUUCGGUCAGUCAUCGAGCAACGCGCAGACUAACUCCGAAACGUUCUUCGAGAACGGCGUGCAGGGCAACAAGAACUCCGCCUCCAGCCAGAGCUUGCAGACGAACAAGGAUGGGUCGGUGUCCGGUGCGACCAGUAACACCAUGUCGAACACCUUCACCGGGCCCGGUGGCCUGACGGGUUCGUCCUCGUCUAGCCAGUCGUCGAGCUUCAACCAGGGCGGUGGAGGCGGCUCCCAGACCGGUGCCUUCAGCGGAGCGUCGAGUGGCGCGUCCAGUGGCGCUUCCUCCAGUAGUUCCGCGGCGAGCUCGUCCGCGUCCGGGCCGCUGUCGUUUAGCAUAAGCGGAUCGUUCGCAGGGCUUCCGCUGGGCACACCGUUGGGUGCCCCGUUGGGUAAUCUCCUACCCAAUCUAUUCCCCAAGCUGGUGGGACAGCAAAGAAUGGUUAGAGGAAAGAACACACACACCGGUCGACUGUCGCCAUUCACCGGCAUCGGACAUGCUUCCUGCUGGCGAAAGCCAAACGCGAACCUUCCCUUCGACAAGCUCGCCCAACGAGCGUUCAGCGAGAAGUGGUGGAAAAUUGCUGAUAGAUCUUCGUCAUCUUCAUCAUCACCGCCAUCGUCGGCGGACAUCUCCGUCGUCUAG